Messenger RNA from Odontomachus brunneus, 1643 nucleotides. It is a transcript of the gene zuc, whose product is annotated as mitochondrial cardiolipin hydrolase. The record is from RefSeq and is a predicted model, not a curated record. Gene Ontology annotation, cellular component: mitochondrion. The transcript has 5 exons. The coding region runs from base 343 to 1131 and encodes 262 amino acids. Gene Ontology annotation, biological process: piRNA processing. NCBI's taxonomy places the organism in Eukaryota, Metazoa, Arthropoda, Insecta, Hymenoptera, Formicidae. Gene Ontology annotation, molecular function: RNA endonuclease activity producing 5'-phosphomonoesters, hydrolytic mechanism.
UAAAAUCGAUAGUCUUCUUUAGUAUCUCGUUGGUGCUUGAGUAGGAUAGUUCGGGUUAUACUGCCGUCUUGUGUUCAGCUUGUAUACACGUCGUCGAGUGUUGUUUGUAGUGUAGUGAUUUAUUUUUAUACACGCAAUAUUUUUAUUUUAUACGUUUAUCUCUACAUCUCUCUUUUGUGACUAAACGAGAGCGAUUAAUCAAAUCACAGAUUCUGUGAUAAAUAAUUUCUUAUACUAGAAAUCGACGAUUAAAAGGAAACUUGGGCAUUUAAUCCAUUUAAAAUAAUACAAUAACAACAUCAAAUUUUAUACACUGUUAUAGAAUUGUGUAAUUAAUCCAAGAUGAUGAAAAAUAUUGCAUUGGUAAGCGGUGGUGCUUUAGCUGUAUAUAUACCUCAGUACUUAUACAGAACAUACCAAUGUUAUCUAAAGAAAGAAGAAUCACACGACAGUACAAAUAGCAGUACAGUGGCAAUAAAUGAACCACGAAUGUAUGAUGUUAUGUUCUUCACAAAGAAAUCAUCUAUUUGUCGAUUUCAUCUGAAUAAUGAUGCAGUAGGUUGUAAAAUGAAGCAUUGCCCAGUAAAAUAUUUAAGGAAAAUCAAGGGCUAUUUGGAUUCUGCAACUGACUCAUUAUAUGUAUGUGUAUUUAUCAUCACAUGUCCAUAUUUAAGAGAAGCGAUAAUAGCAGCAAAAAAAAGAGGUAUCACUGUUAAAAUAAUAACAGAUACUGGGGCAUUAAUGAACAUAAGUACCAAAGUUGCAUUAUAUGAAUCAAAAGGUAUCGAAGUACGGUAUGUACAACAGAACAGUGAAGAAACUUUGAUGCAUCAUAAGUUUGUUGUUAUUGAUUGUCACAUCUUGAUAACUGGUAGUACAAACUGGACCAUGUCUGCAUUUUUUGGGAAUUUUGAGAAUUUAAUAGUGACUAAUAAUCCAGAAGUCGUUGAAAAAUAUAAACAGGAGUUUAUAAAGAUAUGGGAUGAGCUUUGUGUAACAUACAGUGGCUUAUCUAGAGAGACGUGGUUUCAGAGACGUAUCAACAAGAAACUUCGUCCUUAUGUACCGAAGAAAAAAUAUCGAAAAAAAUUUACUAAAUAUUUACACGAUGUAGCUUUUAAUGAAGAAUAAUUAAUCUAAAUUCUUUUAUUAAAAAAGAAUUAACAAUUAUUUUUAUAAAAAGCUAAAAUUUUCUUUAGAUUUUAAGAAAAUAUAUAUUUCCUUAUUUAAACACUAUUUUAUAUUAUAUAACUAAACAUAUUAUUAACGCAUCAAGUAAAUAUUUUUUUCUAUUUUUUAGAUAUUUUUUCAGUAUAGAUCUCAUUAGUAUAGACCUCGUCAGUAUAGAUGUUGAUAAAAAACAUCUUUAAAAGUUCCUAUUGUAUCGUGAUACAUACAUGUUACUACGUGCAUAUAUGCCAUAUUAUAAACAGAUGAUUUAUACAUACACACUUUUUAUAAAACAAUGACGCUAUUUUGAUAAACUUUCAUAUACAGAUAAUAUGUAAUUACCAAAUAUAAGUAUGUACACGUGUAUAAUAUAUAUUGUAUGUGACACAUAUAUUUAUAUUUAACUAAAAUUAUAUAUUUUAAUACAAUAUAUAAAAUAUGUAGUAUAGUAAAAGAAAUGUGUUUUAUAUAUA